Molecule: messenger RNA, 1152 nt
Organism: Batrachochytrium dendrobatidis JAM81
Lineage: Eukaryota; Fungi; Chytridiomycota; Chytridiomycetes; Rhizophydiales
Exons: 1
Coding region: 1-1152 (383 amino acids)
Source: RefSeq, a predicted model, not a curated record
AUGAAAUUCACUGACAUUUUAUUCAUACUGGCUGCGGCAGCAACCGCUAAUGCAAUACUAAUACCGACAGAUAAAGAUGAUACAUCUCAAUUAUCAGACACUUCCAGUCAAGUGUCUGAUCCACUUGAUGAACUCAAUCCAAGCAUUCCCGCCCAGUAUUGGAAAGACAUAAUGGAUCAAUUUUAUUCAGAAACUUCCAAUCAAGGUCAGCAACAACUAAUUAAUGUAGCUGGUCCAAGUACUCUUAACCAAGGCCAAAAACGUACAGUAGAUGUAAUUGAUUUAACCAUGCCUGACGAAGACCAACAAGACCCAAUUGAUCAACCCAGUCCAAGUAUUCCCAGACGAGGUCAGAGACGUACAGUAGAUGUAAUUGAUUUAACCAUGUCUGACGAAGACCAACAAUAUCCAAUUGAUCAACCCGGUCCGGGUACUUCCAACCGAGUGUCUGGUUCAAUGAAUCAACCCGGCUCAAUCAUUCCUGAUGAAGAUUGGAAAGACAUAAUGGAUAUGAUUGAUUCAGACACUUCCGGUCAAGACUGGCAACAGCCAGUUGAUCAAUCCGGCACAGGAAUUACCAACCAAUACUGGCAAUAUCCAGUCGAUCAAUCCGGCACAGGAACUACCAACCAAUACUGGCAACAACCAGUUGAUCAAUCUAGUACAGACACUUCCGACCAAAACUGGCAACAACCAGUUGAUAAAUCCAGCACAGGAACUUUCAAACAAAACCGAAAACGCCCAAUCGAUCAAUCUGGUGCAGACACUUCCAGUCAAAACCGGCAGCACUUGACGAAUCAACCCGGUCCAAGCACUUCCAAAAAAAGUAGAAAGCUCCCAAUUGGUAAAGGAGGUUCAGAUAAGGAGACUAAAUCUGAGAGAAUAUUUCGACUCUAUAAUGAGCUAAAGAAAAAGGUUGGGCUGUCUGAAACGAGGCGAGAUGACAAGUGCGAAUUUUAUCACCAUUAUGUAGCCCGUGGACUGGAACACAAGUCAGGGUUAGCCAAGGGAAAAGGUAUAUCUAAACUAGCUCACAGUCAAGAGGCUGAAGAUCGAUUGAAAGUGGAGUGUGACGAAUUAACGAAAAAAGUAGAGAUUGCAAAACAAAAUCUAAAAGACUUUAUUAGAAAAAAAGGCUUGAAUUUGAAUUGA